Messenger RNA from Salvia splendens (bonfire salvia), 915 nucleotides. Its product is annotated as translation initiation factor. The coding region runs from base 58 to 807 and encodes 249 amino acids. The transcript has 6 exons. Gene Ontology annotation, biological process: respiratory electron transport chain. NCBI's taxonomy places the organism in Eukaryota, Viridiplantae, Streptophyta, Magnoliopsida, Lamiales, Lamiaceae. Gene Ontology annotation, cellular component: membrane. The record is from RefSeq and is a predicted model, not a curated record.
UCCCUCCCAUCUCCAUCUCUUCUAGUUCUAUCCACCUCCAAGUUUAGAGAUUUGAAAAUGGCAGUUGUGAUUGGCUUCCCUUGCUGCUUUAGGGCCCAAUCAUCUCCUUCAAUUUCGCCCUCUCGGUCCUGCUCCAUUCCUUCUUCUCAACCAAUGUUCGCCGCAGCAAAGAAAAGGGCUCUCUCUCCCUCCACAUUUGCUCUCAAUAAGACCAACCUUUGUGAAACUAAUGUGGAUGAAGAGAUAAACGGUUCCCUAUUGGAAGACUCCUCUGAAACUCUCUUGUAUUCUUUCUCUCCUUUGCCUUUGCUGCUUUUGGCUGCUCUUCCUGGAGCUACAACUGUGACAUCUCUAAUGAGCCCUUUUGUCGAGCUAGUAAAGUCAUGGAGCCUCCCCGAUUGGCUCGUGCAUUGGGGCCAUCCUGGAAACAUGGCUGUUGUGCUGUUUGCUAUGGGUGGUUAUGGAACCUACUUGGGCUUCCGUAUUCAUUUCUCGGAUGAUAUUGAGGAAAAGGCCAAGGCCAAAGAUUUGCACCCAAAGCUUCUUGGUGGAAUGUUCUUCUUUUUUGCUCUUGGUGCUACUGGUGGCAUCACAUCUCUUCUCACUUCUGAUAGGCCCAUCUUCGAGAGUCCUCAUGCUGUAACGGGCUUCAUCGGUCUUGCUCUUUUAACCUUUCAAACGCUGCUGCCAACGCUGUUUGAGGGGAAUCCCGGGUUGCGAAACAUUCAUGGAAUCUUGGGCAGCGGGAUUAUGACAUUGUUCGUGGUUCAUGCGGCCCUAGGGCUUCAACUAGGAUUGAGUUUCUAAUUCCUUCUACUAGCAAUUCUUUGAAAUGGGAUACUUGAUAUAUGUGGUGAGUAAAUGAAUGCCAUUUAUCAAACUUGGUAAUUCUAUGCAAUUUACCACUUUAAUUCA